AUGUCCACCGAGUGGUCUGCAUCUGGCCUCGAGGCCCUCCGCCUACGUCUGGUGCGCUCCAAAGCCGAGACCGCCGCGUUGCCUGACGACGAGCAGCUCCUCGUCGAGCCCUUCUCGCCCAUCUUCGUCUACCCGAUCUUUGGCGACGAGGAGACCAUCUUUGGGUACCAGAGCCUCGAGAUAGAUUACCGCUUCGCGUCCGGCUCGCUCAACCAGUACCUCAGCAUCUCGUUCGACGCCAAGUUUCCCGAGCAAGGCGACGUCAAGGCCGACGACCCGGAAAAGACGCUGUACGAGUUCAUCCCGCCGUCCUACUCGAAGAACCUCGAGGCGUUCGAGGCCACGGUCGAGAAGGACGCGCGCGAGUUUAAGCCGCUCGGGACCAGGGUCGGCGCGUACCGCACACGGUCGGCGGGCGCAGGGGCGGACAAGGGCAAGGGCAAGGGCAAGGGCAAGGGCAGGAGCGAGCCGGGCCCUGUGCUGCCCGAGCGCGAGUGGGAGCCUGUCGAGGACCCGGAGCAAGACGACGACGACGAGGUGCGGUACGAGGCGUACUGGGCCAACUGGGACACGCCCGGCUUCAAGGAGUACCACCGGCGCAUGCAGAUCUUUGUGCUGCUGUACAUCGAGGGCGCGAGCUACAUAGACGAGGAGGACGGGCGGUGGGAGUUUGUCACCUUGUUCGAGCGGCGGAAGACGGACGGCGUCACAUCGUUCCACUUCAUGGGCUUCGUGUCGUUCUACUCGUUCUUCUGCUGGCCAGACACCAAGCGGCUUCGUCUCGCCCAAUUCGUCCUCCUGCCGAUCUACCAGGGUCACGGCCACGGCACCGCCCUCUACACAACCUGCUACCGCAACAUCCUGUCUCGCAAGGAGAUCAGCGAGCUCACAGUCGAGGACCCGUCAGAGGCGUUCGAGGACAUGCGUGACAAGUGCGACCUGUUCACGCUCGUGUCGGAAAACGCGCUCGCCGGGCUCAAGGCGCCGCUCGACCGCGAGUGGACCGAGUCGGUCCGCAAGAAGUACAAGCUCGCGGAUCGCCAGUUCUACCGCCUCGUCGAGAUGCUCCUCCUCCUCACCUCGGACCCGAACGACGCGCCGCAGCAGCGCCUCAUCCGCCUCGGCGUCAAGAAGCGCCUGUACCUGUUCAACAAGGAGCAGCUCCUCCAGAUCGAGGACAAGGACGAGCGCAAGGCCAAGCUCCAGGAGACGUUUGUCGGCGUCCAGGACGACUACCGCCGCUUGACCUACAAGUUCUCGGCGGCGUGAGCGCGGACGUGGAAGCAGGAGGAAAAGGCGCGCAGGCGUGCAGGACAGAGCCGGACCGGCCUCGCAAUGCCACUCGAUCUUUGCGCC
Molecule: messenger RNA, 1356 nt
Organism: Rhodotorula graminis WP1
Lineage: Eukaryota; Fungi; Basidiomycota; Microbotryomycetes; Sporidiobolales; Sporidiobolaceae
Exons: 9
Coding region: 1-1269 (422 amino acids)
Biological process (GO): subtelomeric heterochromatin formation
Cellular component (GO): nucleus
Molecular function (GO): histone binding; histone H4 acetyltransferase activity
Source: RefSeq, a predicted model, not a curated record